CGCAGUCAUUUCGACCGCUUGGGUUGUACGUUCGAUUUAGAACAAACCUUUGUGAUUUCAAAAUUAAUCUAUUUAAUCCACAGUUACAUAAGAUUAACAAAUCGUUUGGCUGACAUGCUCCCGUUAUCUUUACUGAAGACAGCACAGAACCAUCCGAUGCUGGUGGAGUUGAAGAAUGGUGAGACAUACAACGGUCAUCUGGUCAGCUGUGACAACUGGAUGAACAUCAAUUUGAGAGAAGUUAUUUGCACCUCACGGGAUGGAGAUAAGUUUUGGAGGAUGCCGGAAUGUUACAUCAGAGGAAGCACCAUUAAAUACUUAAGAAUCCCUGAUGAGAUCAUAGAUAUGGUGAAAGAGGAAGUAGUGUCAAAGGGACGUGGCCGGGGUGGAAUGCAGCAGAACAAACCACAAGGAAAGGGCAGGGGAGGCGGACCUGGCAGAGGAGGCGCACCUGGCAGAGGUGUGUUUGGAGGCCGUGGUAGAGGUAUUCCCGGUACUGGACGUGGGCUGCAACAAGACAAAAAGCCUGGAAAGCCACAAGGUGUCAAAAACCAACACUAGCUUUAAUGCAGGGCCUGAUGUGUUAGAGUUUUACUACUUUCAUCUACAGAACAACUCUUUGGGUCACUUGACAUUCACACAUUUACAUCUUUUUUUUCUGGUAGAGCCUUAUUAAAAAUGUUCAGUCCAUGCAUCAAACUGACACAUUAUUGUUGUCAUGAACCCUUUUUUUUUGCACUGAGUUGAUUUGUAAGACCUUGGAUAAAACAACACAGAACCUUGGUCAUGUAAAGUUUUACAAAAUACCUGUAAAAUAAAACAGAUGUUUUGUGUCGUCUGCUUUCUCAGUUUGAUAAUCAACCCAAGAGAGUGCGUUUGAUUUAAAAGGAUCUAGGUGAAGAUUUUAAUUUGGACAAAUCGUAAUGUAGAGAUGCUCUUCCAUUCAUUCUGAACCGUUUUUAUUUUCUGUUUGCUCACGUUUUCACAUUUGCUCCGUUUAAAUUUUUUGUGCUUUACAGUGCAACUUGACUUGUGUAUAAUGCACUUGUGAAUAAAAGAUUUUUGUUAAAUAUUGCAAUUGAC
Triplophysa rosa is the source of this 1083-nucleotide messenger RNA. RefSeq names its product LSM4 homolog, U6 small nuclear RNA and mRNA degradation associated (gene lsm4). Gene Ontology annotation, biological process: mRNA splicing, via spliceosome; spliceosomal snRNP assembly; P-body assembly. Gene Ontology annotation, cellular component: U6 snRNP; P-body; spliceosomal tri-snRNP complex. Bases 115 to 561 code for a protein of 148 amino acids. Lineage: Eukaryota; Metazoa; Chordata; Actinopteri; Cypriniformes; Nemacheilidae. Gene Ontology annotation, molecular function: U6 snRNA binding. The record is from RefSeq and is a predicted model, not a curated record. The transcript is spliced from 5 exons.